CUCGGUGCUCUGUGUUGUUCAACAAGCCGAAAACACAGUUUCACACAAAUUGCCUAGAGUUUCCCGUAGACAUGAAAUUGUGGAGGAAAUUUCGGAAGCGUCUAAAGCAUCUGUUCUGGAAUUGGUAUAUGAGAUGCUCAUCGAGAAAGCAACGACGACGCUCACGGUAUUGCCCAACGGAGAAUGAAGUUUGGCUGGAGUAUUAUGCAGAUUACCUGCAUCUCUGGCCCUUUCGGGAGCUCUGUUCCAAAUUGGAAACGAAUACGGUUCGGGGACUGACCGAUGAUGCUGCCAGGGCGAGACUGGCACGCAAUGGCCCGAACGUCUUGCCGAUUAGAACCAAACAUAUGCCGUACAUUUUGAGAUUGGCCAGGCACUGUUUCACCAUGGAUGGCGUACUGCUGCUCCUGAGUGCCAUAGCCUGUUUGGUACUCUUUAUUUGGUUGAAAAGUCAUUCGGAACAUGUUUAUAUUGAGUAUUUAAUAGCCUGUGGCAUACUUCUCUUCACAUUCGUUCUCUACGGAUAUUUGCGAAAGUUGCAGGAGAACGAUACCGAAUCCUUGGUGACGGCAUUUGAAGAUCUAAUGCCCAGGUACUGCACCGUGAUCCGAGACGGCGAAAAGGAGAUUAUUCUCACCCAGAAGGUGGUCAUGGGCGACAUUGUGCCGAUUAGUUAUGGACAGCGUCUUCCCGCCGACUUGCGAUUUUUCAAUUGCUUUGGCUUGGAGGUCAACAAUGUGGCCUUGACCGGGUAUACGGAUCCUAGGCAGAUUUUUCCUUUGGCAAUCGAUGACCGUCAGCAACGGUACUCAUCGCAAAUUUAUUAAAUUGUCAAUAAAAUUAAAAAAAAAUAA
Drosophila ananassae is the source of this 854-nucleotide messenger RNA. Its product is annotated as sodium/potassium-transporting ATPase subunit alpha-A. NCBI's taxonomy places the organism in Eukaryota, Metazoa, Arthropoda, Insecta, Diptera, Drosophilidae. Gene Ontology annotation, biological process: proton transmembrane transport; sodium ion export across plasma membrane; intracellular potassium ion homeostasis. Gene Ontology annotation, molecular function: P-type sodium:potassium-exchanging transporter activity. The record is from RefSeq and is a predicted model, not a curated record. The transcript has 2 exons. Bases 72 to 827 code for a protein of 251 amino acids.